AUGGACCAGUCGACCAACCAGGAUGCGCAGUCAGGAAACCCGCGGCCCGGGCACCGCGACAUGAUGUUUUGCCACGAGUGCGCCGACGAGUGGUAUCGAGACGAACACGGCCUCUCGUGUCCAGAAUGCGGCUCCGACUUCACCGAGAUUAUCGAAGAUAACAACGACCCAAGAGAUGCUGCCCCCGGGAUGUUUGGCCAUGACGGCGACGACUCCGACUCCCUCCCUGAUCUCGAGCAUGCCCCACCACAAUUAAACCCUCACCACAACCCAUGGCAGACCGACGACCCGGAGGAGGGCGACAUUAGCAAUGUUAGAUUCACAGAAACUGGCCCGGGAAGGUACAAUCUGCAGGCUACCGUUACACGAUCCGUAUCGCCCCAGGGCGGCAUGGCGGUGCCUGGGUCAAUAGGAGGAUUCAUGGCCAUGUUGAACGGGCUCACCGGGGCAGCAAUGCGACCACAAGGGCAACAACCGGGUCAAGGGGAGGGACUGUACACUGGCACUGGACCAAGCACAGGGCCAAACCAGUCUGCUUUCCAGGAAGCUCAAAACCAGGGCCAUGAAGGAGGGCCUCAGAUCCGCGGAGGAAGCUUCACGUACCACGGUGGCGCUCGACUGUUCCCCGGCAAUGGAAACCACCCAGGCCAGGCCGAGCCUGUGGAUGAGAUCACCAAUGUCAUGACUGGCCUCAUGGCUGCCUUUGGAGCACCACCUCCUCGCGUCCACGCCCACAACCACCCACUCGGCGGCGCUGAGGGUACUUUCCGCGGCGAACACAACCAUGGCGCUGGCGAGCAGUUCGCGGGUCACCCUAUCCUACAACUAUUCUCCUCUAUGGGUAUGAUGGGCGGCCACGCUGGCAACAUGGGAGAUUUUGUCUACUCUCAAGAAGGCCUAGACCGCAUCGUCUCCCAACUCAUGGAGCAAACCUCGACGAGCAACGCGCCCGGUCCGGCAACACAAGCCGACAUCGAUAAACUCCCGCGUACCCACAUCACCGAAGAGAUGCUAGGCGACGAACACAAGGCUGAAUGCAGUAUAUGCAUGGACGAGGUCAACAUCGGCGAGCAGGUGACGCUACUGCCAUGCAAGCACUGGUUCCACCACCCAUGUGUCUCCGCGUGGCUGCUCGAGCACGACACCUGUCCACAUUGUCGAAAGGGUAUUACCAAGGGUGGCGAGGGCCAGGCGAACAACCCUGCGUCUGCAGACUCACAGACGGAUCGUACGUCCCAGAUGCCGGGUUCCUUCACUCCUUCCGGCUCGGGCACGUUCAAUGAUCCCUACGUCGUUCCCGCAGGAUCCCCACCCCCACCGUCCAACGGUCAAGGCAGCUCGUCUGAUAACGCAAAUGCAGGCUCGGGCAACGGUGGCAUCAGUGACCGGAUACGCAGGGGUCUGUUUGGAUCUCCGCAAUAG
Alternaria infectoria is the source of this 1422-nucleotide messenger RNA. RefSeq lists its product as uncharacterized. The transcript has 3 exons. NCBI's taxonomy places the organism in Eukaryota, Fungi, Ascomycota, Dothideomycetes, Pleosporales, Pleosporaceae. Bases 1 to 1422 code for a protein of 473 amino acids. The record is from RefSeq and is a predicted model, not a curated record.